This is a messenger RNA of Heterobilharzia americana, 552 nucleotides long. Lineage: Eukaryota; Metazoa; Platyhelminthes; Trematoda; Strigeidida; Schistosomatidae. The record is from the annotation of a GenBank genome assembly.
AUGCAAAUUGAUGUUGAUGAUCGAAGUGUACUAGAAGUAAAGAAAUGUACUACUACUACUACUACUACUACUACUACUACUACUACUACUACUACUACUACUACUACUACUACUACUACUACUACUACUACUACUACUACUACUACUACUACUACUACUACUACUACUACUACUACUACUACUACUACUACUACUACUACUACUACUACUACUACUACUACUACUACUACUACUACUACUACUACUACUACUACUACUACUACUACUACUACUACUACUACUACUACUACUACUACUACUACUACUACUACUACUACUACUACUACUACUACUACUACUACUACUACUACUACUACUACUACUACUACUACUACUACUACUACUACUACUACUACUACUACUACUACUACUACUACUACUACUACUACUACUACUACUACUACUACUGAAUAUAGUGCAGCGGAAUCUAGUGGAACAAUUUUUGUGAUAGGUCUAUACCUCUUUCGAACAUUCACAUAUAUGAGUAACUGUCAAAUAAGACAGAAAUUUUAA